UUGUUAAAGAAAAAAAAAAAAGUCAAGUGUGUUUCGAUAAUGUAUUUAUUAUCUAAAUAUUUGACUUUCAUAAUGUAGAAUUAAAAUAAAAAUCCAGUGAAUAAAUUACUAAUCAAUACUGAUUGCGCAAUAAUAAAAACAAUAAAUUCACUUGCUGGGAACAAAAAUACUUUCAUUUUUAUUCAAAACAAUUCAGCCACUGUCUGUACAUAAAUAUACAUAAAAAAAUAUCCACACAAUAAUCAUUGUGUUCGAUAUGACAAAUAAUUAUAAAUAAAUUAAUAUUAGUUGGCUACUAACCCAAAGAUCAACAAUGGAUAAUAUCGCAGGAAUUUUGCGAGCUAUGUACUGUGGGUUCAUAGACAGUCUUAAGGGAGCGACUGUACUUUUUUAUAUGGACAAACAGAUCAAUGAGAGAAUACUUAAAAAUUCUCCUGCUAAAGUUCCAUUGAAAAAAGAUAGCGGGUUAAAUAAUUCUCCUGCUAAAUUAAAAGAGCAAAAAGAAUCGAAAAUCCUGAAGAGGACAAUUCAGUGCUGUAUGUUAAAUGGAGGUGUAUUUUGGGCGAGUAUAUUUAUAUUUGAAUGUGGACUUUUACCAUUUUUGAAAUAUUUACUGACGAUAAUAUUCGGACACUCUCCGGGAAUGGGAAUGUUUGUCUGGUCGUGGAUGAAACCAUUUUUGUCAUUAACUUUUGGCACUGUUUGGGUGCUACCAUUAUUUUUAUUAAGUAGGAUUGUCAACAGUCUUUGGUUUCAGGACAUUGCUGAAAGUGCGUACAGACACAGACAAGGUAGACCAUUAUUAUUAUCAAGCGUAAGUAAAUUGGUAGCUGAUACAUUAUUCAGCAUCCUGGUGCAGGCACUGUUUUUGGGACAAGGUAUGUUAGUGUCCCAGGUUCCUCUACCAGCAAUUGGAGAGUUACUAGAGCUGAUACACAUGUGCCUUCUGUAUGCUCUUUAUGCCUUUGAAUACAAGUGGUUCAAUAUGGGAUGGGAAUUGCACCGAAGGCUGACUUUUAUUGAAGCCAAUUGGCCGUAUUUUGUCGGGUUUGGAUUUCCAUUGGCUGUUUUAACUCAGUUACCUAAUUCUCAUGUUAUAAGUGGUUGUGUAUUUUCUAUUUUAUUCCCAUUAUUUAUUGUAAGCGGUAAUGAAGCUCAACCUGUUACUGGUGUUUGUGACUGUCCAUUAAAAUUAUUUUCACCAGUAAUUGCAAUAGCCAAUACACUAUUUAACAAAACCAUCGGACCCGCGAACCGCCGAUGACGUUUACUCAUAAAUCAGUAAAUAAAUAAUUAAAUAAAUUAACCGAUGUAAAUACAAUAGCUCACGGAUUGUUUCAUUGUCUUCCGAUUGUUCGAUUA
Messenger RNA from Cotesia glomerata, 1362 nucleotides. It is a transcript of the gene tank, whose product is annotated as etoposide-induced protein 2.4 homolog. The coding region runs from base 314 to 1264 and encodes 316 amino acids. The transcript has 6 exons. Gene Ontology annotation, biological process: macroautophagy. Lineage: Eukaryota; Metazoa; Arthropoda; Insecta; Hymenoptera; Braconidae. The record is from RefSeq and is a predicted model, not a curated record. Gene Ontology annotation, cellular component: endoplasmic reticulum.